GUGAGUGCUGAUUGGUUGUGCUACGUUUUUUUUUUAGGAGUUCAGUGCCUGCAAGUUGUAGCUAGAAUAUAUGAACCGCUGAGUGAUAUAGCUGAGUACAUGAGCUCACCGAUGGCUUUCGUGUUAGCAGCUUAUGGAACAUUUAAUUUGAUUCUUCUGUACUCAAUUACCCACGUCUGUUGCUUGCUAAAAGCGGAAGUGAAAAAACUAGAUAAAACCUGUAAAAAUCUUCAACAAAUUUGCAGUUCAGAAAAAGAGCUCGAGGAACUCAGAGAUUUUGCAAUACAAAUUGAAAUGAGCCACGUUAAAUUUACUGCGGGAAGAUAUUACGAAGUCAACAGGAAUACUGUGUUUUUGCAUAUGAGCGUUGUGUUUUCUUAUUUUGUUGCUAUGGUGCAUCUUGAAACUUAAAAUGUAUUUUCAAUAUGUAAUUUAUUAACAAUAAAUUUGAUGUAAGAAAGCGAUGAUUUUUUUCAACGAUAAUAAUUCUAUAAAACUAUCAUCCUUAAUCAUUUUUCAGCUAGAACUCAAAGUAUGGUAUCUCAUGAUAACAAAAACUCCUGGACAUUUACUGAAGUAAUCCAUUAUAACUGUUUCGCUUUGGUAGAGUUCAUGAUAUUCAUUGUAAUUAUUGACAUUGUGCGUUUUGAUAUUUGAAUUACGCGCGAUCUAACGUUCAUUAUCCGCGUUCUGACAGCCAGCUGUACGCGUUUGGACUUCCUGCCGCGCGCGCACAACCUCCCGAAGUUCAAUCCUACACAACGACAACGAGGAAGGAGUCGAUUCGCCGCCAUCAUAGAAUAAGCAAUGCCGACCAUGCCGUGCCGAAUUCUAUGAACACUCUAUGGUUCAAGUAAGUUCGGUUACGUUAAGAUUCACAUUCACAAUUUUAUUGCGCAUUCAGUUGACCAGCUCAGAGGUCAUUUUACUAGUAUACAGUCCGCUAUCUGUUCAGUAGUGUUCAUUUUAUUUUCGAAAGUACCAUUUUGAACCAGCAAAUACAACAAUAACCAAGAUGUAUUUGUUACCACGCUCUAACUCAGGGAACAGUCCAGCAACAUCUAUCGCUAUUCUUUCAAAUGGGAGACCAACGUUGUACUGUUUCAUGGGCCCCCGAGAUCUUAGUUUAGGACCUUUACUGGUACCAUAGAUAUCGCGUUUUCGACAACAAUUUUUAACGUCUUCAUGAUAGUGAAUCCAGUGAAAACGAAUUUUAUCCAAAGUCUUGUCAACUCCAAAAUGUUCCGUCAUAUAUUUCUUUUAAUACAUCUUCUACUUGGUUUUUUGGGAUAACCAGUUGGCUCUUGGUGGAUUUCUGAU
This is a messenger RNA of Ceutorhynchus assimilis (cabbage seed weevil), 1320 nucleotides long. The record is from the annotation of a GenBank genome assembly. Lineage: Eukaryota; Metazoa; Arthropoda; Insecta; Coleoptera; Curculionidae.